Messenger RNA from Pyrenophora tritici-repentis Pt-1C-BFP, 5433 nucleotides. The record is from RefSeq and is a predicted model, not a curated record. NCBI's taxonomy places the organism in Eukaryota, Fungi, Ascomycota, Dothideomycetes, Pleosporales, Pleosporaceae.
AUGUCUCCCAGCGUUGAGGACGCCCAGGCGCAAUGGCUCGAGCAACUCGAUGCCAUGCGAAAAGCCAUUGCAGAUCUAAACUUACCCGCUGAUGCUGGAAAGAUGCCAGCGUACGGGGACGACCUCGAGUUUGACGACGAUGACUUCUCCGGAACGGCCAGUGGCGAGGAUAUCUGGGACAUCAUCAGCGACGAAUACGAGGAAGAGUAUAGUAGCGACCACCUCGACCGAUUCCCGGAUGGGCCAGCAGGAGGCAAUGCAUUCGACCAGCAUUGGCUCGCUCAAAAGUGCUCUGAUGUCGCGAGAAGCAGUUCUGGCUUGGAUGCUUCAGCGCUCAGGGAUCAGAUCACAGCAAUUCUAUCCAGUGACAGCAAUGAUGAAGAGUUGCAGAUGAUGCUUGCGGAUGUCGUAGGUUAUGGUGAAUUAGAUAUGGUUGCAGACCUCAUCUCUCACCGAAAGGAUAUCAUGCGAUCCCUGCACGAGCCUACUCCAGCCCAGGGCAAUGGCAUCGUGGGCCGUCUACAGACUCGAGCCGAGCGUGAAGAGGCGUUGCGAAGGGCAGAUUUCGAGCAUAAGAAUGCGGCAUUGGCACCAGCUAUGGACCGUACAGGCCCGCAAUAUCCUCACGUCUACCGCACCCACGAAGCAGGAAACAAGCUCUCGGCGUACGGAAAGAAGUACGCUCUACCCCCGGAUACGAUUCAUCACGACAACAACCUCUACGAGGAGUAUGAGAUUCCAGCAGUUCCUGUAGGCACUGUCGGUGUGGGGCGACGGUUGCUUGAAAUUAAGGAGCUGGACGGUCUUUGCCAGCGUACCUUCAAGGGCUACAAGUCGCUUAAUCGUAUGCAGAGCUUGGUGUAUCCUGUCGCAUACAAAACGAGCGAGAAUAUGCUUAUCUGCGCACCCACCGGUGCCGGUAAAACUGACGCAGCGAUGCUCACCAUUCUUAACACCGUGGCUAAAAAUGUUGUGCCCAAUCCAAUCGAUGAACCUGAUGCCACAGACUUCACGGUCAUGGCGGAAGAUUUCAAGGUUAUCUACGUUGCACCUAUGAAGGCACUUGCAGCUGAAGUCACCGAGAAGCUUGGAAAGCGACUAGCAUGGUUGGGUAUCAAAGCGCGCGAACUUACUGGCGAUAUGCAUCUUACUAAAGCAGAGAUUCUGGACACUCAAAUCAUUGUUACUACCCCUGAGAAAUGGGAUGUCGUUACCAGGAAGAGUACCGGGGACACUGAGCUGGUGCAAAAGGUACGACUGCUCAUUAUCGAUGAAGUUCACAUGCUACACGACGAGCGUGGUGCUGUUCUGGAGAGUCUGGUGGCGCGAACUCAACGACAAGUUGAGAGUACUCAGUCGCUCAUCCGAAUCGUUGGUCUGUCAGCCACAUUGCCCAACUACGUCGAUGUAGCCGACUUUCUCCGGGUGAACAAGAUGGCUGGACUGUUCUACUUUGAUGCCUCGUUUCGCCCUGUACCUCUGGAGCAGCACUUCAUUGGUGCCAAAGGCAAGCCCGGCACUGCAAAAUCUCGAGAGAACGUGGAGAAGGUGGCAUUUGACAAGGUCGUCGAAAUGCUCAAGCUAGGCCAUCAGAUCAUGGUCUUUGUACACUCGAGAAAGGACACAGUCAAGACUGCUAGGCGGUUGUACGAAAUGGCCAUGGAGGAACAAUGCACUGAUUUGUUUGACCCUCAGGACCACCCGCGAUACGAAAACGCUGUACGCGAUAUGAAGCAAUCAAAGGGCCGAGAACUACGCGAGCUGCUAGGCAAAGGCAUGGGAACUCAUCAUGCCGGUAUGCCCCGUUCCGACAGGAACAUGAUUGAGCGCUUGUUUGCCGAAGGUGUACUCAAGGUACUCUGCUGUACAGCGACUCUCGCUUGGGGUGUCAACUUGCCUGCCGCCGCAGUUCUCAUCAAGGGUACCCAGGUCUACAAUGCCCAGGAGGGUAAGUUCACUGAUCUUGGUAUCCUGGAUGUUCUCCAAAUCUUUGGUCGUGCCGGUCGACCUCAAUUCCAGGACAGUGGUAUCGGAUUUAUCUGUACGACACAUGACAGACUAGACCACUACAUGCGCGCUGUAACUGAGCAGCAGCCUAUUGAAUCGAGGUUUUCAUCGAAACUCAUAGAUAACCUCAACGCUGAGAUCUCUCUGGGUACAGUCACGACGGUUUCCGAAGCUGUGACAUGGCUUGGUUACUCUUACCUAUUCGUACGCAUGCAGAAGAGCCCGCUCAUGUACGGUAUCGAGUGGGCCGAGAUCCGCGACGACCCACAACUCGUGGGUAGACGCCGUAAGCUUAUCAUCGAUGCUGCUAGAAUCCUACAGAGGAGUCAGAUGAUCAUCUUCAACGAGACGACCGAGGACCUGCGAGCCAAGGAUGUCGGUCGUAUCGCCAGUCAGUACUAUGUGCAACAGUCCAGUAUCGAAAUCUUCAACACCAUGAUGCGACCUCGCAGUACGGAUGCCGACGCGCUAGCCAUGCUGUUCCUCACGCCUGACUUUGUUUGGAAUGACAGGCACCAUGGAACUUCGGAAUCCUUCUGGAUUUGGGUGGAGAACUCGGAGACUUCUGAAAUCUACCAUCAUGAGUUCUUCAUCCUGUCGCGGAGAAAGCUUUACGAUGAUCACGAGCUCAACUUUACAAUUCCGCUGUCUGACCCAUUGCCUACGCAAGUUUAUGUUCGAGCUGUGUCCGAUCGCUGGCUGGGCGCAGAGACUGUGCACCCCAUAUCGUUCCAGCAUCUUAUCCGUCCUGAUACCGAGAGUAUCUACACAGACUUGUUGAAUCUCCAGCCUUUGCCAAUAGCAGCACUGAAAAAUCCGCUACUUGAGGAGGUGUACGCACAGCGUUUCCAAUACUUUAACCCCAUGCAGUCGCAGAUCUUUCAUUGCCUGUAUCACACACCCGCAAACGUCCUACUGGGAUCGCCGACAGGUAGUGGCAAGACGGUAGCUGCUGAACUUGCGAUGUGGUGGGCGUUUCGCGAGAAGCCCGGCUCAAAGGUCGUCUACAUUGCUCCGAUGAAGGCCUUGGUUCGCGAACGAGUGCAAGACUGGGGCAAGCGACUUGCUGGACCGAUGGGCUUGAAGCUCGUGGAGUUGACCGGUGAUAACACGCCAGACACACGUACCAUCCGCGAUGCUGAUAUUAUCAUUACAACGCCUGAAAAGUGGGACGGUAUCAGCCGUAGCUGGCAAACUCGUGGUUAUGUCCGUCAGGUCAGCUUGGUCAUCAUUGAUGAGAUUCAUCUUCUGGGUGGUGACCGUGGCCCGAUUCUGGAGAUUAUCGUGUCUCGUAUGAAUUAUAUUGCGUCGCAGAAGAAGGAUGGCUCUAUUCGUUUACUCGGCAUGUCUACUGCUUGCGCAAACGCAGCUGAUCUUGGGAACUGGCUUGGUGUCAAGGAGGGCUUGUUCAACUUCCGACAUUCAGUGCGUCCAGUGCCAUUGGAGAUCUUCAUCGAUGGCUUCCCGGAACAACGAGGCUUCUGUCCGCUGAUGCAGUCGAUGAAUAGGCCGACAUUCCUCGCAAUUAAGGCACACUCCCCAGAGAAACCAGUCAUUGUUUUCGUUGCCUCGCGUAGGCAGACUCGUCUCACCGCUCGCGACCUGAUCAACUUUUGUGGUAUGGAGGAUAAUCCCAGGCGCUUUCUGCGCAUGUCUGAAGACGACCUUGCUGUCAACCUUGAUAGAGUCAAGGAUGACUCGCUUAGGGAGGCUUUGAGCUUCGGUAUCGGUCUGCAUCAUGCUGGUCUUGUCGAGACAGAUCGAUCGCUGUCAGAAGAGCUCUUUGCAAACAACAAGAUCCAGAUCCUCGUUGCCACCAGCACACUUGCGUGGGGUGUAAACUUGCCUGCUCAUCUUGUGGUUGUAAAAGGCACACAGUUCUUCGACGCGAAGACUGAAGGAUACAAAGACAUGGACCUCACAGAUGUUCUGCAGAUGUUGGGUCGUGCUGGACGUCCACAGUUCGACGACUCAGGUAUCGCACGCAUUUUCACACAGGACGCCAAGAAGGAGUUUUACAAGCAUUUCUUGCACACUGGUUUUCCGGUCGAAUCGUCGCUUCAUAAAGUAUUGGACAAUCAUUUGGGCGCCGAGAUCUCUGCUGGAACAAUCGCCACGAAACAAGACGCUUUGGACUAUCUGACCUGGACGUUCUUCUUCCGUCGUCUGCAUAAGAACCCGUCAUUCUAUGGUCUCGAAAUUUCAGCUGAAGAGCACAACACGAUCGCAGCACAAGCCAUGGCCAACGACUACAUGGUGGAGCUUGUAGAGACGUCACUCAAAGAGCUUGAUGAGUCUUCGUGCGCGGUCGUUGAGCCCACUGGCGAAGUUGACCCUACCCCACUCGGCAAGAUUAUGAGUUACUACUACCUUAAUCACAAGACGAUUCGCUAUCUCGUCCAGAACGUCAAACGCAACGCUACAUUUUUCGACGCGCUUUCCUGGAUUUCGCACGCAACUGAAUAUGACGAACUCCCCGUUCGUCACAAUGAAGAUCUCAUCAAUGCAGAGUUAUCAAAAGCACUACCGAUACCCGCCGACGACUUUGGUCUCCCAAUGUGGGAUCCGCAUGUCAAAUCCUUCUUGCUUCUGCAAGCCCACUUCUCGCGCAUCGAUUUACCCAUCUCCGAUUACGUCGGUGAUCUAAACAGUGUGCUAGACCAAAGCAUUCGUAUCGUCCAGGCUUCCAUCGACGUCCUCACCGAACUCGGAUACCUCUCAUCCUGCGAAACCAUGAUCUCCCUUCUACAAGCCAUCAAGUCCGCCCGCUGGCCCACCGACGGCCCUCUAUCCAUCUUCCCCAACGUCGAACCCGACAAAGAGAAGAAACGUCUCGAGCACCCACAAGCCAACCUAAAAACACUCAUUGAGGCCACUACCUCUUCAACGGCUGUUUUGGAGCGCGCGGCCAAAUUCGCAGGUGUCGCACAACCCGCACUAAAACGUACCUUGGAGCCUGUAUCUCGUCUACCCAUCUUGAACCUCAGCCUAGGACACGUCAAUGCACUAGGUCUUGACUUCAAGAUCGUUCGAAAAAACCCAGCGAGGAUCAACGCAGGCGGUAUUCGCAUCUUCGCGCCACGAUACCCUAAACCGCAAAAUGAGGGCUUCUUCGCCAUAGUGUCUUACUCCAGUACCGAUGAGAUCAUCGCGCUCAAGCGAGUCAACUGGCAGGAUCCUAGCCGGAAUGCAUCGGCUGGCGGGCGUGGUCGAGGUGGAAGAGGAGGUGGAGGUGCAGGAGCAGGAGCAAAUUCCAAACCCCAGGCUCAGACAAGGGUGGCGUUGCCUGAGGAGGCGCAGGGAAAGAAGGUAGAUAUUGUUGUGCUCAGUGAUGCUUAUCCGGGGAUGAGGUGGAAGAUUGAGGGUGUGGAUGUACCUGAAGCACCGGUUGUGGAUGCGGGUGGAAAGGGAAAGGAGAAGGAGUAG